Brassica rapa (field mustard) is the source of this 1761-nucleotide messenger RNA. Its product is annotated as probable glucomannan 4-beta-mannosyltransferase 11. Gene Ontology annotation, cellular component: Golgi apparatus. Gene Ontology annotation, molecular function: mannan synthase activity. The record is from RefSeq and is a predicted model, not a curated record. Lineage: Eukaryota; Viridiplantae; Streptophyta; Magnoliopsida; Brassicales; Brassicaceae.
AUGGAAACUAUGUGGUGGUUGAGACAAACGAGGAGUCUACUUAUAGUUCCAGUCUUCAAAUGUUUAGUGGCUAUAUGUUUGGUCAUCUCCUUGCUAGUUUUUGUAGAGAGUGUCUAUAUGAACAUUGUAGUACUUUACGUCAAGCUUUUGAAACGCAAACCUGAGAAGACCUACAAAUGGGAGGCAAUGCAAGAGGACAUUGAGCAAGGAGGUCAAAACUUUCCCAUGGUUCUUGUGCAAAUCCCAAUGUACAAUGAACGAGAGGUCUUUCAAUUAUCCAUAGGUGCUGCUUGCAGACUCAUAUGGCCAUUGGAUCGACUAAUCGUUCAAGUUUUAGAUGAUUCCACUGAUCCCACCAUCAUGGAAAUGGUGAGCAUGGAGUGUGCUCAGUGGGCAAGCAAAGGAAUAAACAUAAAAUGUGAGAGGAGAGACAAUAGAAACGGCUACAAAGCUGGAGCUCUUAAACAAGGUAUGAGGCAUAGCUACGUCAAACAGUGCAACUACAUUGCCAUCUUCGAUGCUGAUUUCCAGCCAGAGCCCGAUUACCUCCAACGCACUGUCCCAUUUCUCAUCCACAAUUCGGAGCUCGCUCUUGUUCAAGCUCGAUGGAAAUUUGUGAAUGCAAGCAAGUGCUUGAUGACUAGGAUGCAGGAGAUGUCCCUCAAUUACCAUUUCAUGGCAGAGCAAGAAUCCGGUUCCACUAGACAUGCCUUCUUCGGUUUCAAUGGGACUGCUGGUGUAUGGAGAUUAGCGGCGAUGGAAGAAGCCGGAGGUUGGAAAGAUAGGACCACCGUUGAGGACAUGGACUUGGCCGUUCGUGUUGGUUUACACGGCUGGAAAUUUGUCUUCGUCAACGACAUUACGGUGAAAAGUGAGCUACCAAGCCAGUUUAAGGCUUUCAGAUUCCAGCAACAUCGAUGGUCAUGCGGUCCAGCUAAUCUCUUCAGGAAAAUGACUAUGGAAAUUAUUCACAAUAAGAGAGUAAUGAUUUGGAAGAAACUGUAUGUGAUCUACAGCUUCUUCUUUGUACGGAAGAUCAUAGUCCAUUUCUUCACUUUCUUUUUCUAUUGCGUCAUUCUUCCUACGAGCGUAUUCUUCUCCGAAGUCAAGAUUCCGACUUGGUCAACUAUCUACCUUCCUUUUAUGAUCACUCUCUUCAACGCCAUCGCCACACCAAGAUCAUUCUACCUCGUGGUUUUCUGGGUCUUGUUCGAGAAUGUAAUGGCUAUGCAUCGGACUAAGGGAACUUUCAUCGGAUUACUCGAAGGAGGAAGAGUAAACGAAUGGGUCGUCACCGAGAAAUUAGGAGAUGCUCUUGAGACUAAGUUACUUCCACAAGUGAAAAAACCUCGCAAUGGGAUUCUCGAAAGAGUAAACACAAAAGAGAUGAUGGUGGGGAUAUACAUACUGUCUUGUGCAUGCUACGACUUUGCAUAUGGGAAUACAUUGCUAUACAUUUAUCUAUCCAUGCAGGCUCUUGCAUUUAUUAUAUGUGGAUUUGGUUUUGUUGGAACUUAAAAUGUACCUAUAUAUUAGACAUCUUACUCUAACCAAGAAAAUAACAUUGUAAUAUAUCUGUUACAUAUUUAGCUAAGCACUGCAUAGACUGAAACUGGUAAGAGUAUAAUUUCUUUUUCUAGGUUAUAGAAUUCAAUACUAUCUUGGCUUUAUAUUUGUACAAUGUGAGUUCUUCGGUAUGGAUGGUGUGCCUAAGAUUAUGUACAGUGUAACUUGUGGAAUAUCAUGAUGAUUUUAGAUUCA